AUGUUUACUGGAGAUAAAUUUAGUCAUUCAUGUAAUUCACAUGUUGUGGAAGAAGUUUUGGGAAAACCAGUAUGUGAAGAAUCAACCAUUGAAAAAGAAAUUCCAUCUACUGUUCAGCGAUUUGGUUAUGGAUUUCUUGCUGUAUUUAUCAUAUCUAUUAUGUCACUUGGUGGUUUAUUAGUUUUUCCAAUUAUUUACCGAGUUGCUUUUCAAUAUAUACUUGCAACAUUUACUGCUCUAGCUGUUGGAACACUCUUUGGUGAUACGAUGUUUCAUUUAAUUCCAUUUACAAUGGGUCUUCAUAGUCAUGCAUCGGAUGGACAUGGACACGUACAUGAAGCCGAAAAUAAUUCAUUAGUUUCUAUUCCUGUUUAUCAAUGGAGAAUGUUCAUUACUGUGAUUGUUCUAUAUGGAUUUUAUUUACUCGAAGUAAUCCUUCAUUGGAUUAGUCAUUUUCGACAGAAUGAAAAUUCUGCUCAUUCUCAUGCUCAUGGUCAUAGUCAUACAAUGCAACUUCAAGAAAAGACUAAAACUGAUCAAAUAAAUAUUCAUGCAACAGUAAAUAUCGAUGAAAAUUUAGCACAUGAUCACCAUUCACAUAAUCAUAUUCAUCAUCAUAACUAUAAUGAAAGAGAUCCAACAUUGGCAUGUGUUACUAGAAAUUGUUCUCAUCAUGAUGAUAUGCAACAAGUAUCAGCAUCACAAGAAAAAGUCAAUACUAAUGAAAAUAAGUCAGAUUCUCAAAAUUCAUGCAAAAUUACACGAGUUACUGGUUGGAUGAUAAUUCUCGGUGAUGGUAUUCAUAAUUUUGCCGAUGGUUUAGCCAUUGGAGCUGCUUUCAGUGAACGUCUUAUGUUAGGUCUUACAACAACAAUUGCAAUAGGUUGUCAUGAAUUACCUCAUGAAUUUGGAGAUUAUGCAGUAUUGAUUCAAUCAGGUUUUUCUCAUAAUCGAGCAAUAUUUUGGAAUUUUAUUUCGGCAACUACUGCUUUGAUUGGUUUUUUGGUUGGUGCAGCUGUAUCGACGAAUGAAAGUGUUCGUCAAUGGAUAUUUGCUGUAACAAUUGGCAUGUUUCUUUAUAUUGCAUUAGUCGAUCUUUUACCUACGUUAAUAUCUGAUCGAAAUAUUGAAUUCAAACGUUUUAUUUGUGUAAAUAUUGGAUUUUUAUUUGGUGUUACAAUUAUGUUUUUAUUGGCGGUAUUCGAAGAUAAAAUAGUUCAAUUAGGAUGA
This is a messenger RNA of Rotaria sp. Silwood1, 1230 nucleotides long. NCBI's taxonomy places the organism in Eukaryota, Metazoa, Rotifera, Eurotatoria, Philodinida, Philodinidae. The record is from the annotation of a GenBank genome assembly.